AUGAACGAUUCUAGGGACUUUACUCAGAACUCUUGGUUAAUCAGCCGGUUGAAGGAUGUCUUCGUGAGCGUCCUCCGGUCAUCAGGCAGGGUCCCUAAGCAUGUAGGAUUCAUAAUGGAUGGGAACAGAAGAUACGCUAAGAAACACAACAUCGAAGUCCGUGAGGGACAUAGUGCUGGCUUCAUGAGUAUGAACAAGGUCCUUGAGCUGUGUUAUGAGUCGGGUGUCACAACCGCCACAGUAUUCGCCUUUUCUGUGGAUAACUUUCGCAGAAGUGCAUUCGAGGUGGAUUCGCUGAUGGAGCUGGCCAAGGAGCGCGUCAUGCAAAUCACCCAGCAUGGGGAGCUCGCAGAGCAAUAUGGCAUCCACGUCCGCAUUAUCGGCGACCGAUCUCUGUUGCCGGCAGAUGUGCAAGAAGAAAUGGCACGAGCAGAGAAAGCUACCGAAGCAAAUACCAGAGCUGUACUCAAUGUCUGUAUUCCUUACACGGCAAGGGGGGAAAUCUUGCAUGCGAUGAAAGGGACGAUAGCUGAUGCGCAGUCAGACGGCGCUCCCAUCACAGAAGCAGAUUUGGACGCUCAUAUGUACACCGGGGGCCUUCCGCCAUUGGAUUUGUUGAUCAGAACCAGUGGGGUGAGCCGCCUCAGCGAUUUCUUGCUGUGGCAGGUCUGCCAGAAGGGCGUUGUAAUAGAGCUUCUGAGUUGCCUGUGGCCCGACUUUGGCCCCCUCACCAUGGCGUGGAUACUCCUGAGAUACGCGUUCAAAAAGUCUGACGAAUUCUCUGGCGGCGACGAAGACGUCGCCGACAGCAAAAAGAGCAAGUAG
This is a messenger RNA of Eremothecium gossypii ATCC 10895, 825 nucleotides long. It is a transcript of the gene RER2, whose product is annotated as ditrans,polycis-polyprenyl diphosphate synthase. Bases 1 to 825 code for a protein of 274 amino acids. NCBI's taxonomy places the organism in Eukaryota, Fungi, Ascomycota, Saccharomycetes, Saccharomycetales, Saccharomycetaceae. The record is from RefSeq and is marked provisional. Gene Ontology annotation, cellular component: dehydrodolichyl diphosphate synthase complex; endoplasmic reticulum; lipid droplet. Gene Ontology annotation, molecular function: ditrans,polycis-polyprenyl diphosphate synthase [(2E,6E)-farnesyl diphosphate specific] activity. The transcript has a single exon.